This is a messenger RNA of Sceloporus undulatus (fence lizard), 8290 nucleotides long. It is a transcript of the gene NRP1, whose product is annotated as neuropilin 1. Gene Ontology annotation, biological process: angiogenesis; axon guidance; vascular endothelial growth factor signaling pathway. Gene Ontology annotation, molecular function: semaphorin receptor activity; vascular endothelial growth factor receptor activity. The transcript has 17 exons. Gene Ontology annotation, cellular component: membrane. The record is from RefSeq and is a predicted model, not a curated record. Bases 869 to 3649 code for a protein of 926 amino acids. Lineage: Eukaryota; Metazoa; Chordata; Lepidosauria; Squamata; Phrynosomatidae.
GCGGCUCCUCUCUUAUUGCCAUUGAGUUGCGCUUCUCCUCUUCAGGCUGCAGGGAAGAGCUGCCCGGCUCCUUGCUCCUUCUUUCCUUCCUUCCUUCCUUCCUUCCGGAUCGUCGAGGAGAAGAGGGUCCAGCAGGAGGGCCAUCUCCCUUCCCCUGGCUGAGCGGGGCUCCUUGGGAGAAGGGAAAGACCCCUCGCGCCCAUCCUUCAAAGGAGGGAUCGCUUGCCCUGAUCUUGCCAGCUGAUCGAGGGGUGAAGAAGAGGGCAUGAAGUUGGGCACAAAGUCGCCUCUUUCUUCUUCUCCUCCUCCUCCUCCUUUCCUUGCCUCACUUCUGCCUUUGAUGGACAGGCAUCAAGAUCCUCUCUCUCCCCGGUGAGACCUUCCUGCUCCUUCCUCCCUUGGAGACUUUUUCCCGUCCCCUACAACUCCUGCUUCUUCCUCUCCUUUUGGGGCAGCCAGUUGAGAGAGAAGGGGCGAAGAGGCUGUAAAAGGGUUUCCCUCUUCUUCGUUUUUCCUUGCACCCCUCCACCGUUGAUUAGUUUUUCCCCACCUUUUUGUAAAGCAAUGGCCAAGGCAGUGAGGCCUGGAGAAGGAACAAGUGUGGGAAAAGGCAACAGGAGCUGAAGGGCAGGAUGCGGGAGACUUGAGGGAGAUCCAGGCUUAACAUACACACAGAGAGAGAGAGAGUAAAGCAAAGCCUCUUUUGGACUCUGCUUGCUGCUGCUGCGAGAGCUUUCUGCAUAUCUCUUCUUCUUUGAACCGUCUUUCCUGGAGGAUUUAAGAGCCAAGACCAACAAGAGGGAUUGUGUGCUGAAACAAGGAGGCUCUCUUCUCUUCCUUUCAACCCUCCCUGGAGCAAGAAAAGAAGAUGGACUGGGGGCUCUUCUUCCUCAACUAUUUGGCCCUGGCUCUCACCCUUGGCAGGGCUCUGAAGAGUGAUAAAUGUGGCGAGAAUAUAAAAAUUGUAGAGCCUGGAUACCUCACUUCUCCUGGCUAUCCUAAUACUUAUCAUCCAAGCCAGAAAUGUGAAUGGCUGAUUCAAGCGCCUCAACCGUACCAGAGAAUAAUGAUCAACUUCAACCCUCACUUUGAUUUGGAGGACAGAGAAUGCAAGUAUGAUUAUGUUGAAGUGAUUGAUGGAGACAACGCAAACGGACGAGUGUGGGGAAAGUUUUGUGGCAAGAUUGCCCCCCCUCCUGUGAUAUCUACAGGACCAUACCUCUUAAUCAAGUUUGUCUCUGAUUACGAAACUCACGGAGCAGGCUUUUCCAUUCGCUAUGAAAUUUUCAAAAGAGGACCAGAAUGCUCCAGAAACUUUACAUCAAUGAGUGGGGUGAUCAGAUCACCAGGCUUCCCUGAAAAAUAUCCCAAUAGCCUUGAAUGCACUUACAUUGUUUUUGCACCAAAGAUGUCAGAGAUUAUAUUGGAAUUUGAAAGCUUUGAACUGGAACCUGAUUCAAAUCCUCCAGGAGGAGUAUUCUGUCGCUAUGACCGAUUAGAAAUCUGGGAUGGAUUCCCUGAAGUUGGCCCUCACAUAGGCCGAUAUUGUGGGCAAAACACACCAGGCCGUGUCCGCUCUUCGACUGGUAUUCUUUCUAUGGUUUUCUACACUGACAGUGCAAUAGCAAAGGAAGGAUUCUCUGCAAACUACACUGUCUUACAGAACAGUGUAUCAGAAGAUUUCCAGUGUGCUGAACCACUCGGCAUGGAGUCUGGUGAAAUUCAUUCUGACCAAAUCAGUGCCUCUUCCCAGUAUAGCACCAACUGGUCUUCUGAAAGGUCCCGAUUAAAUUACCCUGAAAAUGGAUGGACACCUGGAGAAGACACCAGCAGAGAAUGGAUACAGGUGGACCUUGGCCUUCUCCGCUUUGUUUCUGCCAUUGGGACCCAGGGAGCCAUCUCAAAAGAGACCAAGAAAAAAUAUUUUUUGAAAACAUAUCGAGUGGAUGUCAGCUCUAAUGGAGAAGACUGGAUUUCUGUUAAAGAUGGAAAUAAUAAACCUUUGGUGUUUGUGGGGAACACCAAUCCCACUGAUAUUGCUUACCGAACUUUCCCCAAACCAGUUCUGACACGUUUUGUUAGAAUUAAACCUGCAAGCUGGGAAACUGGGAUAUCGCUAAGAUUUGAAGUAUAUGGAUGCAAAAUAACAGAUUAUCCUUGCUCUGGCAUGCUGGGUAUGGUAUCUGGUCUGAUCACAGACUCUCAGAUUACUGCAUCAAAUGAAUUUGAGAGAAACUGGAUCCCGGAAAAUGUCCGUCUUAUAACUAGUCGAGUAGGGUGGGCACUACCGCCACCUGCCACACACACAUAUGCAAAGGAAUGGCUCCAAAUAGACCUUGGUGAAGAGAAGAUAGUGCGAGGCAUAAUUGUCCAGGGAGGUAAACACAGAGAGAACAAAGUCUUCAUGAGGAAAUUCAAGCUUGGAUACAGCUACAAUGGAUCAGACUGGAAGUGGAUUAUGGAUGCCAGCAAAAGGAAGGCUAAGGUUUUUGAAGGCAACACUAACUAUGAUACUCCUGAACUCCGUACCUUUGAACCUAUAACAACAAGAUUCAUUCGUGUUUAUCCUGAAAGAGCCACCCAUGGUGGUUUGGGACUAAGGAUGGAAUUACUGGGCUGUGAAAUUGAAGUACCUACAUCAGUUCCAACCACCGCUGACAGCAACCUUGUGGACGAAUGUGAUGAUGACCACGCAAACUGCCACAGUGGAACAGGUGAUGACUUCCAGUUGACAGGCAGUACCACAGCCAUGAUAACAGAAAGGCCAACAGCAAUUGAUACUACAGUGCAGCCAGAACUCCCAGCAUAUGGUUUCAACUGUGGAUUUGGCUACAGUUCUCAGAAGACAAUCUGCCGUUGGGAGCAUGAUAGCCAACUGGACCUGAGGUGGGCUGUGCUUACCAGCAAAACCGGACCCAUUCAAGACCACACAGGAGAUGGCAAUUUCAUUUAUUCACAAGCUGAUGAAAACCAGAAAGGCAAAGUUGCACGGCUCAUCAGCCCCAUCAUCAACCCACAGAACUCUGCACUCUGCAUGACUUUUUGGUAUCAUAUGUCGGGGCCGCACGUUGGCACAUUAAGAAUCAAACUGCGAUACCAUACACUUAAAGAGUAUGAUCAGGUCUUGUGGAUGCUUAGUGGAAAUCAAGGAAACUGCUGGAAAGAAGGGCGAGUCCUUCUUCAUAAAUCUGUGAAACAUUAUCAGGUGAUGGUGGAAGGAGAAAUAGGGAAAGGAACUGGAGGAAUUGCAGUUGAUGACAUUAACUUUGACAGCCACAUAGCCCAGGAGGAAUGCCGAAAGUCAAACGAUGCAGGAAAUGAAAUAGUUGAAGUAGAGCCAGAUAUUAAUCAAACAGGAUUUACUCCUGAUUACCGUGAAAAUGGGGAGCCCUACAAUGAUAACAUCUCCAGAAAGCCGGGUAAUGUUCUGAAGACUCUUGACCCCAUUCUCAUCACCAUCAUAGCCAUGAGUGCGCUGGGAGUCCUUCUGGGGGCCAUCUGUGGAGUCAUUCUGUACUGCACCUGUUGGCACAAUGGAAUGUCAGAUAGGAACUUAUCUGCACUGGAGAACUACAAUUUUGAACUUGUGGAUGGCGUGAAAUUGAAAAAAGAUAAACUGAAUGCACAGAAUACUUAUUCAGAGGCGUGAAAAGAAUAUAGCUAAAGAGGUUGUGGAGAAUUGAGAUGGAAGGACAUAUCACUAGCUUAUGCUGGGAAACUGUGGAUCUUCUUUUACUGUACAGGCUGAAAACCGCGUUGGGGACGCUGAGCCAAGCUUUUCUCAGGAGCUUCAGUGAGUGUAACAGAUGUACUAAAACAUGGACAACAAUCUGUGUUAAACAAUCUGAAUCAUGUACAGUCUAUUUCUGUUUCUGUUUUGAUUUGAAAUAAUCAAAUGCUGGUGUUGAGACCAAGUAUGAUUGACUUAAGAGGGGAUGUUUCUUUUGGUCUUUCCUAUUUUUAUUUUUAUCUGUCCUUCCUCCCCCGUCCCCUUUCCCUCCUUUCUUGGUUUUGUUUCCUUCCUCCCCAUCCUUCAUCCUGUCUGUUCUCUCUCUCUCUCUCUCUCUCUCUCUCUUUUUUUUUUUUUUUUUUUUAACUGUGCAAAAAUCCAAGAUGCUGUCACAAAGUGUAUUUUGGUGGGGGUCCUUUUGGUGGACAUGCUGUCUUUAGCUCAGUGCCCAGAAAAAAAUAUCAGAGUAACAGCAACCUAGUGGAUUCCUGAACCUGUAUUUGUGUAUAAUUGCUUGUGUUGUGCAUAGGCAACGGAGGGUUAGGGUGUUUUUGAAAACAAAACAAAAAAAGUACUGUAGCAUCAGUACUAGUAUAGUGUGUCAGCUCUGUUUAACAAGCAAUACAGUCAGAAUUUUAUUGGUGUUUCUCAAUGUUGUACUAAACUUUGUGCUUGUGAAUUCCAUACAAGAAAUACGUGCCAUCAUCCAGAAACAACCGGCAAACCAAGUGUACUGCCUCUAAUUGUAAGAAAACAAAGCAAAAGUCCUUGGCACUGGCUAGUGUGUGUCCUCUCAAGUGCCUUUUUGUUUGUACUGCUUCUCAUUGUGUUAACAUUAACUCCACCUUUGUCUCUCUCCAGUUAAAGUCCUUAUUACUUACCCUAAGGGCUCACUGACUAACAAGAAAGUAUAUUUUAGAGUAAGUAAACCUUGGGAAGGCAAGGGCUAAGGAAAUUAGACAACUUGGUGGCUUGAUUCUUCCACUUCCUGUAUUUCAAUUUAAUGUUUCUGGACCAUUUUUGUACAAAGCUGCAAUAUUUUCCCCCUUCUCCUUUUAUUGUUCUUUCAUAUAGAAUGUAUUUUCAAAUAUAAGCACUCACUUCUCUCUUUCUCUCUCUCUUUCUCUCUCUUUCUCUCUCGCUCUGUCUAAGUAGAUUGUUGCAUAAACAUUUGCCAUUGUCAAGAAAAGGAAAAUGCAGCUUUAAUUCGCUGGUAAUGGCAAAAAAAAUGGAUUUAUUAGACUAUGUUUUGUUUUGUUUUCCUGAGUUUUUUUCUUAUUAUUUUAAGUAAGGGAGAUUUAACUUUACACUCCAAAGUUGAACUUUGGAUUUCUUGUUAACAACAUAAAGUGAAAGUAUCUUUUUCUUUUAGUAAGCCAUGAAAUCAGUCUUUUAAUUCUGUGCAAGGCUUUCAUAUUAAUAGAUAGCAAAAGAGGGUUGUUUUUGAUUUCUCAAAACAAAGAAUGUCUCUUGCCAUCUACUAGCCAUACUGUCCAAUGUAAGGGUGAUUAUCUUUGUGUAGGACCCUUUCGUCUUAAUUCGGGUUACACUGAUGCUGCUACCAGUGGUGCUGUGUUGGCUUGGUCAGCAAUGGAUAAGCUAAAAAUCAAUCAAUCACUCAAUAUAUGACACAUUAAUCCUAACUGAGUUAAUAUAUGACAGAUUGAAAACCCAUAACAUUUUAAAGGCAAGAAUGUACAUGCCAGGUUCAAAAACAGAUCAUGCUGUGUACAACAUUUGUAUUUCCCUCUUUCUUUUUCAGGAACAGAUUACGUGAUACUGUCCAAAAAAAAGUAUCUAUGUAAAGGAAGCAGCAGCUGACACAAUGCAUUUAGGAAUUAAAUUAUUCUCCAAAAGAGGUAGUUAAGAUUUUAAAUUACAACUAGACGUCGAGUCAUCAGAAGGGGAUUUUGCCACAUCAGUUUAUUGGUAGUGGGGAAUAUUUUUGAUGAAAUAUACCCUUGCAUGGUGAGAGUUGGUAAGUAUCAUGUCAGACUAAACUUUUGAAAAGUUUGCAAGACUUAACUCAGAUUUGCAACAACUAUAGCAAUUGCCCAAAGAUGGCAGAAUUCAAAGCUAAACAUUUACCACAAAGGAGAAGGAGUAAUUCCUAAAUGCAUUAUCCAAAUUCCACUUACUGAAACAACCUACUAGUUAAUUAUCCCAAAGAGAAGAUCAAGCCCAAAUAAUUUUCAACUGCACUUGUUUCAUGUAAUAUCUAGUUGCAUUAUAUAAUUAUCAGCUUUGCCAUAGCAAUGGUUACCAUGUGGGCAUCUUAAGAUCCAUAACCUAAAAGCAUGCAAAUAUCAUUUGAGACAUGGGGCUUGCCUUACACGAAGACAUGGCCCUGGCAGACAUCUAGGAACAAUAGGUAAACAUAUUUCUUGAUGAUGAGAAUGGACUUGUUCAUGUGGAGACAAUUUCAACUGAGUCCAUCUGGUGAAGUGUUGCCUAUUCUGGCUGGCUGCAGUUCUCCAAAGUGUCAAAGAGGUCAUUUUUGCCUCUAUUAUAGGAGAUGCUUUUAAAACUAGAGUUGUGCGAGAUUUACCCUGGGACCUUUUGCAUGCGAAGCAUGUACUCGACCAUUGGAUUGCUUAUCCUUUAACUCCAGAUAACUUCCAGUAAAGUCUGUUCCUUGGAAGAAGUCUUGUGCUUGGGCUGAUACUUGAGCAUAUGAAAGCUUUGUGUUAUUAUGGCUCAUUCACACAUGUUAAUAAUCACUCUUUUCUACAACAUAACAGGUGAUUAAUAUGCAAGUGUGAACUACUGCCAGCCCAGGAGAGUACAACAUGUACUAUUAUUUGACACUUAUUCAGUGCAAGAAGUCAGAGGUGACAUGUUCACUGUUCAAGGGUAUCUAACAUGAUGAUACUGGAAUCCAACCCCUGUCAGUCUUAACAUGAUGACUUUUCAGUGGUGAAGAGAGCUGUAAUUGAACAUCUGAAGCUCACAGGUUCCACGCCCCUGGCCCCACAGUCUCAGAAACAAAUUCCACUCUGCUCAGUAGGACUUAUGCCUAAGGAAGUACAUGGGGCUGCAGAAUGCUUUUAAAAAAUGUUGUAUGGAUCUUAAGUUGUGUGUGUGUAUACACACACAUACACAUACUAUCAUAGACAACUCUCAUGGGACAGCAAAGAACAUGAUAGUGUGAAUAGCUCCAGCAUAUCUUUCCCUAACCUCCCUGUCAGAAAACAAAUGCUCCUUUCCUAGAAACCUAACUAGGCUUGUCCAAGCCUCCCUUCACACUUCAAUUCACACAUUUCAAUUUGUUGAAACUCAUUUGGGUUUAGCUAAUUGUUUUGCUCUAGUUGGAACAGAAAAGGGUUGGACUUUAGUCCACCCAGCAUUGGUCCUGUGUCCUCCAUUUUCUUCAGUGCAUGCCAGCGCCACAGAAAUAAAUAAAACUUGAUGCAUCCAACCUUUCUUCCUAUGGCUCCAUCUCAAAAUAUCUGCUGUUUUGCCAAAUAAAUGUCUGUGGUGGAGACAUUUUAGCUGUGGCACCAUGGCAAGAUGGCAGGAUGACACCAUCACAUGAGUAUGACAUGAAUAGCAGCUUAGCAUUUAGCAGGUGUGCCAGUGCAGAUAUUUGAAGCUAAUGUGCUCCCUGAUGGCUAGUCUCUUCCAUGCCAGCAGUUUGGUGAAUCCUCUCUGGGUUUUAAUCCAGACAUUCAAACAGAUUUCCAAGGUGCAAAGGUUAACCCCCAAAAUGGGAUCAGUGCCUUUGACAGCUCCUGUAAUGUUCACCAUAAACCUCAAAGAUUAUUCAUUAUUCUACUAGCAUGGAAGCCACCAGUCGUCACUGAGUGCAUCAGACUGCAAAUGCCAUGGGUAGAAUAAGAAAACCUAUUGCUAUACUUCAGCCUCCCUCUCCAAGCCUACUACCCCUAUGUGUCCCUCUUCAGCUUGCCAUCUAGCUGGAAGUUGUGGGAACUGUAGUCAAAUACAUCCAAGAGCAGUGAGUUAUGGAAAGCUGUGGUUAAUGUUGAACACCAGAACAGAACAUUGGGGAUCUUAUUUUUUUCAAACAGAAAUUGAAUCAAAACUGCCCUUCAGCAAAGGAAAAGUGAUACUGCAACUUUUAACAAAAAAGAAGUUAUCUUGCACUGAUAAAUAUAUUUAAAAAUUAUAUGUUUAUAAAGUUAUUAAUUUGUAAAGGCAGUGUUACAAAUUGUUCAGUUUAUAUUAUUUUAGAUUGUUUCAUAAUUUUGAAAGUGUAAAAUAACAUAUUUUUUUCUUUAUCAAACAAAAAAACCCUAUAAAAAUCUUCUGUAGUGAAAGGAUUUCAUUUUACUAGUAUGUUAUUGCUUCAUGUUUUGUACCAUCAUGAAAUUUUGUGCAAAUUUUUUUACAGAAAUUUUUUAUUUUCUAUGACAAUAUGACACUUUUAAAUUGUUAUUUCAAAAGUGAACAGCGAAGCCUUAACUUUAAAUGAUGUUUGUAUUCUCGGACACUGAGUAGCAUUAAAAACAAGCAAACAUAGGAUUGAAUUGUAAUUUAAAUUUCCAGACAAUGACUACUACAUUCCAAAGAAACAGUUGAAUUAAACAUUUUCAUAAAAUA